AUGACGCCCAAGGGAUCUCGCAAGAGAGUGACGACCAGCCCUUCCGGCGUGGACUCACCGGCUACACCGAGCAGUGAUGGCCGAGACCGCUUAGACUCCCAGCCACGGGGUUACAAUUCCAGCUGGUACCCCGGAUCCUGGUCGUCUGUCGCGAGAGUAUCCAAAGCAGCGCCAGUUACCGAGGUUGCCCGUGAGAGCAUUUCAGCCGCCAAACCCGUAGCAUCAAACGUCACGAGCUCAUCGACUUCUCUUCUUGAUACCCCCACAAAGAAUCGACACCCUUCGAUUCAACUUACGCGAAAAGCAGGUACCUCAACCAGAUCACUGCCCGCUGACGCUACCACGACCCGAGUCAACAUUGCAUCGGAUGGUUCGGCCUCUACUACGGCUAUUGAGGACUCUAGCGAGACCAACGCUGCAGAACCAGUAACUUCUGACAAAGAGUCGCUUGGGGAAGGUGACAAAAAGCCCCUAGAAGAAUCAUCCAAGGAGCUGGAGCCCACAACCGACGCCAAUCCCAGCACCUCGCAUGAGGCAGCUGCAGGGGCUCCCGGGCAAUCUGGUGGAUGGUUUUCAUGGAUCUAUGGACCAUCUAUUACGUCUGAGGUUGCCGCGGAACCGAUUACUUCAGAACCUACAGCAGCUACGGAAAGUCCGUUUGGUCUUACAGCAGCUACGGAAAGUCCGUUAGUCGAAGACCAAACGGAAGACCAGAGUACCCAACCUACCCUAGAGGAUUCCACGACACCAGGAUCAGAACAGGAACCAGUAUCCGAGCAACCAAAACAUACCGUUGAAGCUACUUCCAUCGUACAGAAGCAGUCGUGGCUCCAAAUGUGGUAUGGUACAAAUCAACCAAGCCAGCAAAAGGAAUCUACGGAAUCCACUGUCUCUCCUUCGGCGAAUAACACUUCUGUCGAGGCUUCUAGCACAAGCAUGGCACCACAAGAUUCAUCGGAUGAGCCAACAAAACCGUCUAGUGGAUCACAGACCCCGGCCGGGACUACUAAGCCAUCUGGCUGGUCAUUUUGGUCUAAAGGCCCAAUCAAAGAAGGUCCUGUAGAUAAACCGCAGGAAGGCGAAGCUGUGGAAGCAAUAAUGGAUUCAACUCCACUAUCGAAGCUUGCAGUACCCGAGUCAGAAACAGAUGCAAAUGUCAAGAUAAUCCAGAAAGGAAGUUUCAAAAUCAAGCCGCCAAAUGAUAACCGUGUCAAAGAUGGAGUUGGAACCACCAUUGAAGGCACACAUGCCAUACCACCCGUCGAACCUCGUCCAGCUGAUGUGACCGCGUCAAAACAACUACAGAAAAUUAUUCCCAACCAAGUACUACCAACUUUCGAAGAAACGUAUCCAUAUGAGGCAUCGCCGUCGAUUUUGCAGAGCCUUGGUCGAUUCCUGUAUUAUGUGAAAGGACCAGAGCUUAAGCAUGUCAGCAGGGUGAAGGAGCCCCUGCAUGUGAAACGUGCUCUAGCUAUUGGUGUUCACGGGUAUUUCCCAGUCCCAUUCAUUCGAAGUGUCCUCGGACAGCCUACAGGGACAUCCAUUCGAUUUUCCAAUAUGGCAGCAGAUGCCAUUCGGAAGUACACUGAAAGCCGCGGAUAUACAUGCGAUAUCGAAAAGAUUGCAUUAGAAGGAGAAGGCCGCAUCACAGAGCGGGUAGACCUCCUGUGGAAGCUGCUUCUGAAUUGGAUGGAAGAGAUCCGCAAGGCAGAUUUCAUCAUGGUGGCAUGUCACAGUCAAGGUGUGCCAGUAGGGAUCAUGCUAGUUGCAAAGCUCAUACAGUUCGGCUGUCUUGAUGCAAAGAGAGUGGGCAUCUGCGCCAUGGCAGGCGUGAAUCUUGGCCCAUUCCCGGAUUAUCGCUCUCGAUGGAUCAGUGGGUCGGCGGGAGAGCUGUUCGAGUUUGCGCUACCUUUCAGCAAGGUCUCGAAAGAGUAUGAAUCCGCUCUGAAAUGUGCUCUUGAUUUCGGUGUUCGCAUCUCAUACAUCGGAAGUAUUGAUGACCAACUGGUUUCACUGGAGUCCUCUCUCUUCUCACCCGUAGCCCACCCCUAUGUCUACCGCGCUGUUUUCGUUGAUGGCCGAGUUCACGCUCCAAGCUUCCUCUCUCAUCUAGUUGGCUUUGCCCUCAAACUCCGCAACCUUGGUAUCGCAGACCACGGUUUGAUCCGCGAAUUAAGCACACCACUAGCAGGCAGUCUGUACACAGGAGAAGGACACUCUCGGCUGUACGACGAUGAAGCCGUGUACGCUAUGGCAAUUGAAUUUGCCCUCGAGACUUCAUCUGUCUCAAACCCCAUGCUCAGCAUUAAGCGGGCCAGCAGUGCCACCACGCCCAAUCCAUACAUCCUCCCCUUCGCCAUGCGCGGACUCCUGGAAGAGGAACAUGUGCGGCGCGAGCUACACAACGAGACCAUGGAAUUGCUUCGGCAAUUUGAUGAUUGGAAACCCUCCAGUAAGGUUCUAAAAGAUGUGAAGUUUCGGCUGGAGGGUAUUCGGUCCAAGCUCUAG
Penicillium paradoxum is the source of this 2508-nucleotide messenger RNA. RefSeq lists its product as uncharacterized. The record is from RefSeq and is a predicted model, not a curated record. The coding region runs from base 1 to 2508 and encodes 835 amino acids. The transcript has 5 exons. Lineage: Eukaryota; Fungi; Ascomycota; Eurotiomycetes; Eurotiales; Aspergillaceae.